Rattus rattus (black rat) is the source of this 2541-nucleotide messenger RNA. It is a transcript of the gene Nlrp10, whose product is annotated as NLR family pyrin domain containing 10. The transcript has 3 exons. The record is from RefSeq and is a predicted model, not a curated record. The coding region runs from base 87 to 2096 and encodes 669 amino acids. Gene Ontology annotation, biological process: positive regulation of inflammatory response. Gene Ontology annotation, cellular component: cytoplasm. Lineage: Eukaryota; Metazoa; Chordata; Mammalia; Rodentia; Muridae.
UGAGGUGUUACUAAGAAUCUCUGGCACAGUGACUUGGGCCUUGAGAUCUGUCAUCCGUACAGUGGCUGGACUGAACUCUGACCACCAUGGCCUUGGCAAGGGCCAACAGCCCCCAGGAAGCGUUGCUUUGGGCCUUGAACGACCUUGAGGAGAACAGUUUCAAGACGCUGAAGUUCCACUUACGGGAUGUGACUCAAUUUCAUCUGGCCCGAGGGGAACUGGAAGGUCUGAGUCAGGUGGACCUGGCAUCAAAACUGAUUUCAAUGUACGGAGCACAGGAAGCUGUGAGAGUGGUGGGCAGGAGCUUGCAGGCCAUGAACUUGAUGGAGCUUGUAGACUAUCUCAACCAGGUUUGUCUGAAUGAUUACAGAGAAAUCUACCGGGAGCACGUGCGCUGCUUGGAGGAGAGGCAAGAUUGGGGUGUUAACAGCAGUCACAAGCUGCUCCUGGUGGCCACAUCCGGUUCAGGGAGUCUCAGAUCACCUUCCUGUUCUGACCUGGAUCAGGAGUUGGAUCCUGUCCGCGUGGAGACAUUAUUUGCUCCGGAGGCGGAGUCCUACUCAACCCCGCCCAUAGUGGUGAUGCAAGGAUCCGCGGGCACUGGAAAGACAACCCUGGUCAAAAAACUGGUGCAGGACUGGGCCAAAGGUAAGCUGUACCCGGGCCAGUUUGAUUACGUUUUCUACGUGAGCUGCAGAGAAGUGGUCCUGUUACCCAAGUGUGACCUGCCCAACCUCAUCUGCUGGUGUUGUGGGGAUGAUCAAGCCCCAGUCACAGAGAUUCUGAGGCAGCCUGAGCGGCUCCUGUUCAUCCUGGAUGGCUACGAUGAGUUACAGAAGUCCAGCCGUGCCGAGCGCGUACUACACAUUCUGAUGAGGAGAAGGGAGGUACCAUGCUCUCUUCUCAUCACUACACGGCCUCCAGCUUUGCAGAGUCUGGAGCCCAUGCUGGGUGAACGGCGACAUGUCCAUGUCUUAGGCUUCUCUGAGGUGGAGAGGGAGACGUAUUUCAGCUCCUAUUUUACGGAUAAGGAGCAGUUGAGAAACGCCCUUGAGUUUGUGCAAAACAAUGCUGUUCUCUAUAAAGCAUGCCAGGUUCCAGGCAUUUGCUGGGUGGUCUGCUCCUGGCUGAAGGGGAAGAUGGCGAGAGGCCAGGAAGUCUCUGAGACACCUAGCAACAGUACAGACAUCUUCACUGCUUAUGUGUCCACCUUUCUGCCCACUGAUGGCAAUGGGGACAGCUCUGAGCUUAGCAGGCACAAGGUACUGCGGGGUCUGUGCUCCUUGGCAGCGGAGGGGAUGCGGCACCAGAGGCUGCUAUUUGAAGAGGACGUCCUCAGAAAGCACAGCUUAGAUGGCCCCAGCCUUACUGCUUUCCUGAACUGCACUGACUACCGAGAGGGGCUCGGCAUCAAGAAACUCUACAGCUUUUGCCACAUCAGCUUCCAGGAAUUUUUCUAUGCCAUGUCCUUCCUUGUGAAGGAGGACCAGGGUCAGCUAGGAGAGGCCACACACAAAGAAGUGGCAAAGCUGGUAGAUCAGGAGAACUAUGAAGAGGUGACUCUCAGUUUGCAGUUCUUAUUUGACAUGUUGAAAACAGACAACACCUUGAGCUUGGGGCUGAAGUUCUGCUUCAAAAUCGCCCCCUCGGUGAGGCAGGAUCUGAAGCAUUUUAAGGAACAAAUAGAGGCCAUAAAGUACAACAGGUCAUGGGAUUUGGAAUUCUCUCUCUAUGAUUCUAAAAUAAAGAAGCUCAAACAAGGUAUCCAGAUGAAAGAUGUCAUUUUCAAUGUGCAACAUUCAGAUGAAAAGAAAUCUGGUAAGAAGAAGCCAUUUUCAGUGACAAGCAGGUUUGGUAAGGGUCCUAUCUUGGAAACUGGUAAAAGCACAAGGAAACAAAAGAAGGCUUCUAAUGGGAAAAGCAGAGAGACAGAGGAACCACCAGCCCAGGACGGAGGAAAGAGUAGGCUGGCAAGCAGAGGAAAGGGUAACACGGAGAUGAAUGAUAAGAAGGAUGGUGGGGUGUACGGUCAGGAGGAUGGGGAAGGACAGGGAGUCAAAAAGGGUGGAGAGAUAGUAGAUGAGAUGAAUGGGUAGUAGAGAGAGGGAAGGACAAAGAGACAAAUAGAAAAGAGAAUUACAUAAUCAAGACCAGGAGACUUAGCAUAGCAUCUGCAAUGAACGACUCAUUGGAAGCAGCCAGCCCUUACCACAGAUAUCUGAAGUUUAGCUAGUUAGCAUCCCUCCCUCUAGUAGCUGUUCAGUAUCUCCUGUGGUGUGAAGUCACUUUGAGUAGCCCCUUCGGUGCUAACAUCCAAUGACUAAGACUUUAAUUCUGACAUUAGAUUCUUUUCUAAAUAAAACAAACUGUUUAAAAUAAGAAAGUGAGAAUCACAUACAUUCUGUAAAAUAUAGGCACAUAUGGAACACAUUAUGGGCCAAUGUGUAAAGGAAACAUGCUUUGGUAUAAUGGAAAGUCCUGUUGACUCUGUAUUUGUAUUCAAGUGUUGCUUAAAUAAAGAGAAGCUUCCCAUUCUUUCUA